This is a messenger RNA of Suncus etruscus (white-toothed pygmy shrew), 1680 nucleotides long. RefSeq names its product solute carrier family 1 member 7 (gene SLC1A7). Gene Ontology annotation, biological process: L-glutamate transmembrane transport. NCBI's taxonomy places the organism in Eukaryota, Metazoa, Chordata, Mammalia, Eulipotyphla, Soricidae. Gene Ontology annotation, molecular function: L-glutamate transmembrane transporter activity; neutral L-amino acid transmembrane transporter activity; glutamate:sodium symporter activity. The coding region runs from base 1 to 1680 and encodes 559 amino acids. Gene Ontology annotation, cellular component: plasma membrane. The transcript has 11 exons. The record is from RefSeq and is a predicted model, not a curated record.
AUGGCGCUGGGCACCGUGCUGGCGCGAGGCAGGGAUGUGUGCAGGCGCAACGGGCUGCUCAUCCUGUCUGUGCUCUCCGUGCUUGUGGGCUGCCUCCUCGGCUUCUUCCUCAGGACCCGGCGCCUCUCACCACAGGAGAUUAGUUACUUCCAGUUCCCUGGAGAGCUCUUGAUGAGGAUGCUGAAGAUGCUUAUCCUGCCCCUGGUGGUCUCCAGCUUAAUGUCUGGCCUUGCCUCUCUGGAUGCCAAGACCUCCAGUCGCCUGGGCCUCCUCACCGUGGCUUACUAUCUGUGGACCACCUUCAUGGCAGUCACCGUGGGCAUCAUCAUGGUCUCUGUUAUCCAUCCCGGCAGCACGGCCCAGAAGGAAGCCACAGAGCACAGUGGCAAGCCUGUACUGAGCUCUGCGGACGCUCUUCUGGACCUGGUCCGGAACAUGUUCCCAGCCAAUCUGGUAGAGGCCACCUUCAAGCAGUACCGCACCAAGACCAUCGCAAUUGUUAAGACCCCCAAAGUGCCGUCGGAAGGGGCUUCCCAGAGACCCCUCAUCUACGGGCUCCAGGAAGAAAACAGCUCUUGGGUGCACAACUUUGUCCUCGACCUCACUCCUCCACCCGAGGUGGUUUACAAGUCGGAGCCAGGCACCAGCGAUGGCAUGAACGUACUGGGCAUAGUCAUUUUCUCGGCCACCAUGGGCAUCAUGCUGGGCCGCAUGGGCGACAGUGGGGCCCCCCUGCUCAGCUUCUGCCAGUGUCUCAACGAAUCCGUCAUGAGGAUAGUGGCCGUGGCCGUGUGGUAUUUCCCCUUCGGCAUCGUGUUCCUCAUUGCUGGAAAGAUUCUAGAGAUGGAUGACCCCACAGCCGUCCGGAAGAAGCUGGGCCUCUAUGCCAUGACAGUAGUGUGCGGGCUGUUGACCCAUGGCCUCUUCCUCCUCCCCCUGCUCUACUUCCUCGUCACCAGGAAGAACCCCAUUGUCUUCAUCCGAGGCGUCCUCCAGGCCCUGCUCAUUGCUCUGGCAACCUCCUCCAGCUCAGCCACACUGCCUAUCACCUUCAAGUGCCUGCUGGAGAACAAUCACAUUGAUCGACGCAUUGCACGCUUCGUGCUGCCCGUGGGCGCCACCAUCAACAUGGAUGGCACUGCGCUCUAUGAAGCUGUGGCCGCCAUCUUUAUCGCCCAGGUCAACAACCAUGAGCUGGACCUCGGCCAGAUCGUCACCAUCAGUAUUACUGCCACUGCAGCCAGCAUCGGGGCCGCCGGCAUCCCCCAGGCUGGACUUGUCACCAUGGUCAUCGUGCUCACCUCCGUGGGACUGCCCACGGACGACAUCACUCUCAUUAUCGCUGUUGACUGGGCCCUGGACCGUUUCCGCACCAUGAUCAAUGUGCUGGGGGAUGCACUGGCCGCAGGGGUCAUGGCUCACAUCUGCCGGAAGGACUUUGAACAGGACAUGGGCUCUGAGAAACUGCCGCCUUGUGAGAUCAAGCCCGUGAGCCUCCGAGAGAUUCUGGCAACCCAGCAAAAUGGCUGUGUGAAGAGUGUGGCUUCAGCCUCAGAGCUGACCCUGGGCCCUGCCUGUCCCCACCACACCCCCAUCCAGGUAGAACCUGAGAAGAGGCUGGCUAUGGCCAGUUCUGACCACUGCACCAUUGAGAUUAGCGAGCUGGAGACGAAUGUCUGA